CGUCGAUAAAAAGAAGCGCCAAGGUUCAGCGCGGGUUUGGAAAUUUCGAAAUCAGGUUGUUGCGGAGCGCCAUCUGUUCAACGUCAGCGGAAGAUCGGAUAAAUGGUUGAAGUCGGUCAGGAAUUUCAUCUUACAGUCAUACAAUCUACACCCACAAGUGGAAAACGAAAAUCAUCCAGUCGAUUGAGUUUGUUUCAUUCAACCGCGAGGAAAUCACGUGCUUCUUGUUCUGACCUGAAUUUACCCACUCCCAAUGGUGCUUGUGCUGCACUAACUGAUGCAUCUCCAUCAGAUUUGCAAGAAACACCAUUACGCAUUAAGCUUGAAAAAAGACAGCAUCGCAUUUUCGAAUUUUUUGUUACAGAACGAAAUUAUGUGGAGAUUUUACGUUACUUAUGUCAAACUGCCUACCCGCAAGUUAUCGAUGAAAAUCAACCAAAUGGACCUAUUUUGCCUCGACAAGAAGCUGAUUUUAUAUUCGGUAAACUUAGUGCUAUUUAUGAACUCCAUGAACGUUUGCAACCUCAAUUUAAUGAACUGGAAAAUAAUUGGUCAUUAUCCGAAAGUUGUUUGGGUGAUGUUCUUCAGACUAGCUUAUUGACUGAAAUGGAUAGAAUCUACGGUAAUUAUAUGCAAUUUUAUAGUCCACCACACUUGCAUCAUCUCGGUGAACAAUAUCCCCGCUUUCAGGCAUUCAUGCGCCAAGUUGAGAAACGUAAAGAGUCUGGUCGCCAGAGUUUAGCAGCCUUAUUAGUUCGUCCAGUACAACGGCUUCCUUCAAUCUCACUUCUUAUGGACGGUAUAGCGAAGUUUACGCCGAAGUCACAUCCAGAUUUUAAUGCAGUUAAACAGUUUUCAAAAGGCAUUAACGAACUUUUGGCUAAAAUCAAUGACCGAUUGAGGAAAAACGAAGAGCGCCUUUCCCUGUUAUCUUUAUAUCACGAGAUUAGUGGUGCCCCGCCUGAAAUGUUAUCAUCUUCACGAAGUUUGGUGGCAAAACUUAAUGUGUUCGAGUUAGGUGUAAGCGCCUCUGGCAAUACGACCUGUGAACCUGUCACACUUUUCCUAUUGUCUGAUAGUCUAGAAGUAGCCCGACCUCGAAAACGAUUCACUGGUGAACCUCUUGCACACGCAAUUCGAGCUGCAUUGGCUGCAGUACAAGGUGAGGGGAUAGAACAUAACUUCGAGGGUAAUCAUGACCUGAUUUCACUAAAUGGUGGAGAUUCUUCAUCAAACGGCGCUCCACGUGGAGGGUCCGUCACUCGAAAUGGUUCGGGAGCCUCCGGAACGAGUGUGAUCAAUCUUGGCCUUAUGGAAGGUAAACAAAGAUGCUGUUAUAAACAUUUGCAUUUAUUGAAGUUACAAGAAAUAAAACAGGUGGUAAAUUUUGAUACUGCCUCUCCGGAUCGAGCUGCGUUUGGUUUGGUUGUACGUUCCAGUUCAGAGGUUGAUGAUCGUGUUCAUGCUUAUUGUCUAGCUGCUAGUUUUGCAGCUUCAGCUGCUGUUGUUAAUGGAAAAUGUCCAGAGCCUGUUGAAUCGGCAGUUGUAGCUGCUACAGCAUCAGGGCAAAUUUCCAACCAAGUUAAUAUAGAUACUUCAUCACUGAAUUUAUCCAUCUCCAGUACGAAUAAUUCACAUGUAGCAAUGCUACAAGCUUGUGUUGGUGAAGCCAAACGAGUUUUUCUUCACCGAUUGUGUCAUCAUAUUUGCCAAGUCUCAUGCAUAGCAAAGAAUCCGGAAGAAAUACUAGUAGAUGUGGAACCAGUUGAGUUACUUGGUUUCGACUUAGAACAACUGUUCAAUGCAACUGCUGUGGCUUUGUCGUCUAAAAGAAUAACUCGUCAGUUAACUCGCAACAUAUCUAUAAAAACACCACGUCGCCUGGCUGUUUCUACUAAACGUCACUUUGGUACACAAGCUCAACAACCUACAUCAUCUCACAGACUACCACCUUCUAGUGAGGUAGAUGAAAAUCAACCCAACGACACACACCUUAUGCCAAGUCCAAGACGUUCAAUGCUUGGAUCGUUUUUGGGGACCUCAUGCACAUCUUUGAGCAAUUUUCUUAACACAGCAUUGAGAAAUAAUAAUAAUAGCAAUAAUAAUAAUAAUCAUCGAAAUCGUACGAUGCUGCCACCUAGUCAUCUGGCUAUGACAUCUAAAGCACUUAGACGUCUUCUACCACGCUCUUCUAGACAAGAAUCAUUUGAUGGUCUUGAAUUGGAUGAUGAUGACGACGAAAUAGGAUUUUCUGAACUUGGAAGUUCUCUGCUUAGUUUAACAAGCUUAGAUAGUCUAUCAACACUGGAUAAUCCUCUUCAUCGUGUUGAUGUAAUCCCUAAUCGCAACGCACCGAAUCUCAGAUGUCGAGCUGGAAGUGCCGUAUGGGAAUCAGUUAGUCAUCUAGGAUUCAGUACUUCGGAUGAUGUUCAUCGCUCUUUCAGAUCACCAUCUGGAUCAUUUCUUGGUGGCUUAGAUGAAGCAUGUUCUAAAAAGCAUGGCAAAAAGCAGAAAAAGCCAAAACUUCGCGCCGUAAGUCAAAUGUUUCAACGAUCUUCGAUUAUUGCCAAAACAAAAGAAUCAAGAAAAGUGAAUAAUAAUGAUACAGUUGAUAGUGAGCUUAAUCCUCAAACUUCCCUACCAGCUUCUCGUAGGGACAGUUUACUUCGUGGUCUAUUUUUCAGAAAAAACUGAUUCGACAUAUUUAUAUAUGGGAUGUUUUUCCCAUCAGUAACUGAACGAGCCUGUAUGCUCACAUGUACUUUCAUAUCAUCAACAGUGGAGAUUUUUUUUUCUCAUAUAAAUCCUUCAAUAUUUCCAUUCUAUUAAAUUUCCUAGAUAUGUGUACAAUCGUCUAGUAAACGCCUAUUCUUGAUAAUCGGUUUUUAACUUUUAAUUGGAGUUCUCUUACUUUUCUGUAUAACAGUUUCGCAUAGUGCUAAUGUAAGUUCUAUUCAAUAGCACGGAUUAAAUUUAAAAGGCUAUUUGUAUGAGGCUGAACAGAUUAACUGUUACUGCUUAUAGAUUCUUUUCAGCUACUUUGAGGUAUAAAAAUACUAAGCUCAACGUAUACUGCUGUAAUGUUCUUCUCUACUUAUAAGCUGCAGGAUGACUUGAACAUAUUACAUGAAAGUGAGAGAAACAGAGAGAGGGAGAACGUUUUCUGUUUUGUAUUGCUCCGAGUUUUGUACCGGUCAAGUGUAAAAUGAUUUUCCG
Messenger RNA from Trichobilharzia szidati, 3216 nucleotides. NCBI's taxonomy places the organism in Eukaryota, Metazoa, Platyhelminthes, Trematoda, Strigeidida, Schistosomatidae. The record is from the annotation of a GenBank genome assembly.